This is a messenger RNA of Recurvomyces mirabilis, 741 nucleotides long. RefSeq lists its product as uncharacterized. The coding region runs from base 1 to 741 and encodes 246 amino acids. The record is from RefSeq and is a predicted model, not a curated record. The transcript is spliced from 3 exons. NCBI's taxonomy places the organism in Eukaryota, Fungi, Ascomycota, Dothideomycetes, Mycosphaerellales, Teratosphaeriaceae.
AUGCCUUACCAAGCCUACACCGACGAGACGCCCGACGACGUCAAGAAUGCCAAAGGCAUUCAUCUCGUCACCAUGAGCACACCCAACGGCCAAGCGGUCCAGAUCUUUCUCGAGGAGCUCAAGGACGCCUAUGGAACUGAGUGGACGACUACAGUAAUCAACAUCAUGACCAACGAACAGAAGAAGGACUGGUUCUUGCGUCUGGAUCCUAAUGGACGCAUUCCACUUCUCAUCGACAACAACCAAAAGCCUCCAUUCCCUGUCCACGAAACGAGCGCCGAGAUCUUGUAUCUGCUAAAGCAAUACGACUCGAAAGACCAGUUCGGCUUCAAGGAUGACUUGGAGCGUAGUCAGGCGUUGCAAUGGGUGUUCUUCUGGCAUGGUAGCGGAGCUCCCUACCAAGGCCAAGUCAACCACUUCAGCCGAGCAGCACCAGAGAAAAUCGAGUACGCAAUCAACCGUUUCAAGAACGAAACCCUCCGCGUCUACGGCGUCCUCGAGAUCCAACUCUCAGGCAAAUACACCGGAGACGGACCUCGCGAGUACCUCGCCGGCAACGGCAAGGGGAAGUACAGUGUAGCGGACAUCAAGACAUGGCCAUGGGUCAGGGGCUGGGAGCGAACGGGCUUCACGAAGCAAGAGAUGGAGGCUUUCCCAAGUCUGUUGAAGUGGAUCGAUCGUAUUGCGGAACGUCCGGCUGUGCAGAGGGGGAUUGGGGAGGCUUAUAAUAUGAAACAGUAA